Mercenaria mercenaria is the source of this 3187-nucleotide messenger RNA. RefSeq lists its product as uncharacterized. Gene Ontology annotation, molecular function: tumor necrosis factor receptor binding. The transcript is spliced from 4 exons. The record is from RefSeq and is a predicted model, not a curated record. Bases 87 to 917 code for a protein of 276 amino acids. Gene Ontology annotation, cellular component: membrane. Gene Ontology annotation, biological process: immune response. Lineage: Eukaryota; Metazoa; Mollusca; Bivalvia; Venerida; Veneridae.
UACUUCAAGCUGUCAUUUACAAAUAAACUAUUUGAGCAGAAGUUUUAGUCUGUGGUAUAAAUAAUUGUCGCUGUAGAACGUCAGGGAUGAACCAUAAUUAUAGUUUUACAAUUGUCUUGAUAAUUUUAUUGGGUUUGCUUCUGUCACUUAAUAUUCUAAUUUUCAGCUUUGUUUUGGAGGAAAAUAAAUUCAGAAAUUCCGGAUAUUUUAUUAACGAUCUGAAAGAAUUCCCAUUCUUCUGUGAUGAUUUAUCAUUAAGUGCUGAUGAGGAUGAAGACACUUUUAAUGUGAAGAAAAAUCUGUACAGAUAUUUCUUGCACAAACGCAGAUACAUUUGUAGCUUUCGGAAUCUUACAGAACCAUUACAGAAGUUUGUUGAAAGGGAAUCAAGAUUAAGACUUGCUUCAGGGCUAGAAGGGGAAAGGUAUUUACAAUGUGGAAACGAGAGUCUGAGAGAACCUUCCGGCUAUUUGAGUGCUACUUUCAGAAAAGUCUCAUGGCACCAGACUUACGAAGGGGAGGGAUCAAACGUUGUUAUUCACUGGGACAAACAUAUGGAGGAGUCAUUCAUUUCCGAAGGGCUUGUGUACCGUAAAGGAGAAAUCAAAGUACCAGAAGGCCAAUUCUACUUUUUGUAUUCUUCUGUUUUAAUCAACUUAACCAACGUCAUGGUCCAUAUCGGAAAUGCAUACAGGUUUAUUCUCCAAGUUUGUGUUAACAGUCGUGGUUAUGAGCGCACUCUUUUGUAUAAAUCUCAAAGUUACAAACCAAGUGGAACCAAUUCGAUAUCAUCGGUGGCUGUUGCCGGAAAUGUUUACAUUGCAAGAGGCGAUGCUGUUUUCGUCAAAGUGUCCGAAGCAAGCCGAAUAAUAAUCAAUUCAGUUGGAAAUAUGUUCGGCAUUCUGCCACUCCGCUAACAGAAAGGAACUAACACACAGUUAAGUUACUACUUAUAAGGUUGAAAUUCAAACUCAAAAUAGUCAGAUUAGAUCUACUUGUUCCUGUAAUAUUCAAACAGUAUCUUAUCAGAAGAAUGAGACAACGGUAUAUGAACAAGACAGUUUGCAGUUUUACAUAACCUGUUCGAAAUAUGAUCUAUAUCACCUAUAUCAAUUAUUAGUAUAUUCUGUUAAGUUAUAUAAUUUUGUGGCCAAAACAGUUUGUGGUUUUGGUCAAAACGGAUAUUUCUGUGAGAUAUGAAUUCGUGGAUUUCAAAUUUUGAACAAAUAAAAGGAACUGGAAUAAUUAUUUUACUUGUUCAAUGAGAUAUAAUUCCGUGGCCGAGUGGUUAAGGUCGCUGACUUCAAAUCACUUGCCCCUCAUCGAUGUGGGUUCGAGCCGCACUCGGGGCGUUGAAUUCUUCAUGUGAGGAAGCCAUCCAGCUGGCUUAUGGAAGGUCGGUGGUUCUACCCAGGUACCCGCUCGUGAUGAAAUAAUGCACGGAGGGGCAUCUUGGGUCUUCCUCCACCAUUAAAACUGGAAAGUCGCCAUAUGACCUAUCAUGUGUCGGUGCGACGUUAAACCUAACAAAAAAAUCCAUGAAAUUUAAUCUCCCAUGAAAAUUCAAAAGUAUGCGUUUUUGUUUUGACACCAUAUUGCAGGCCCGAAACGAUUCGCAUAAUCAUAAAGACCUAGAAAUAUUUGUAUCACAAGAGACAGCAUGUGACGUUUCUAAUUCUUUGUAUUAUUUGGCUGAAUAUUUGUGGUAUGCCUACUUAGCAAUGUUUAGUUGCAUUAUCUUGCAUUUUUCUUUUCAAAACAAUAAGACCAGGGUACGUUUUUCAGUUCAGUGUCUAAAAACUGUAUUGCUCUUUGAAAAUUGAUCACAAAAGUUUUAGAAAUGUACAAUGAUUGAUUGCCAUUGAUCCUUUGAAUACCUGUGACAGUUUCGCAUUGUGUCUUAUUAAAACUGGCUACUGCUAUUAUACGAAUAUUAUAUUUUAGCAUUGACAAGUUUUGCGCUCUAUAAAAUAGACAAAGUGUUACAAAAUUGCGAAAUUACCUUUAAAAGGAAACACAAAUAUAAAAGAAUGAUUACUGACGUGUAUAGAAACUACUUAGUAGGCUUUUAUUAAGUUAAUUUUUCAGUAUGGUACUAUAUUUAGAACUGUUUUUUUUAAGAAUGUACUAAAUGAUAUGCUACAAAACCAUUUACCUGGAAAUACAAAGACUGCAUGUAUUAAUUACUACUUUCAGUAAUGCAUAUCGUCUUUCAUUAUUCCGUAUAUUUUAGUCUAAUACUGGUACUCUUUAUAUUUUUGUCUAAUACUGGUAAUCUGUAUAUUCUAGUCUAAUACUGAUAAUCUGUAUAUUCUAGUCUAAUACUGAUAAUCUGUAUAUUCUAGUCUAAUACUGGUAAUUUGUAUAUUGUAGUCUAAUACUGGUAAUCUGUAUAUUCUAGUCUAAUACUGAUAAUCUGUUUAUUCUAGUCUAAAACUGAUAAUCUGUAUAUUCUAGUCUAAUACUGGUAAUCUGUAUAUUCUAGUCUAAUACUGAUAAUCUGUUUAUUCUAGUCUAAUACUGGUAAUUUGUAUAGUUUAGUCUAAUAAUGGUAAUCUGUAUAUUCUGGUCUAAUACUGAUAAUCUGUAUAUUUUAGUCUAAUACUGGUAAUCUUGAUAAUGUUUUAAAUACUUUAGUUCGUGACUUGAGCGACAGAAUUUCAAUUCUAUGACAAUGUGCAUAACAAAAUAUGUUAUAGUGUAGGGAUUUUAAAAGGUUGUGUAUAUAAAUUUGGAUUCCCAUACAAUAGUGGCGUAUUAAUUUUUAAACUGUAAGGUAGACAGAUUCGUAGUUGGUGUGAAAUUUUAACUAAAAUGAUUUUUAAAUCAGAAGAUAGAAUAAAUAGAACAUUAGAUUACUGUCUUAUAAAGGACAUCGGACAUUAUGCUAGGGAUUUUGCCCUAAGUUCAAAGCUAUUUCUUGACUUCAAUAGCUGAUAGUUUUAUAUAAUGGCUUCAAAAACUGAUAAAUAAGUUAUAUUCCUAUCAAACUGUCACAAAAAAUAAUUUUAUUUCAUAUUUGUUUUCUUGAAAUUCUAACAGUUUGUAACUAAGUGUCAUAUUUUUUAAACAUUUAAAAUGUGUAUUUUUAGUUAAAAUAAGGAUUGGCAUUUAAGGUAUGUCUACUAUGAAAUAUUUUAACACAAAACAUAAACUUAUACCAUGCAUAUUAUCAGUUUUAUUGACA